This is a messenger RNA of Geosmithia morbida, 933 nucleotides long. RefSeq names its product phosphoribosylaminoimidazole-succinocarboxamide synthase. Gene Ontology annotation, molecular function: phosphoribosylaminoimidazolesuccinocarboxamide synthase activity. The transcript has a single exon. Lineage: Eukaryota; Fungi; Ascomycota; Sordariomycetes; Hypocreales; Bionectriaceae. The record is from RefSeq and is a predicted model, not a curated record. The coding region runs from base 1 to 933 and encodes 310 amino acids. Gene Ontology annotation, biological process: 'de novo' IMP biosynthetic process. Gene Ontology annotation, cellular component: cytoplasm.
AUGCCGACAGCCGUGACGCAGAUCGGACUCAAGUCCCUCCCGCUGGUGACGACCGGCAAGGUACGCGAGCUGUACCGGAUCGACGAGACGACGCUCCUGAUGGCGGUGACGGACCGCAUCUCAGCCUUUGACGUGGUGCUCGACAGCGGGAUACCGGACAAGGGGGCGAUCCUGUGCCAGAUGUCGGCGCACUGGUUCUCCGUGCUGGGCUCGCAGGUGCCGGGGCUGAGGUACCACAUGCUGAGCACGGACGCGCCGGCGACGCCGUCGGUGGUGACGGCGGACGAGGCGGCCGCCCUGCGUGGCCGGUGCCUGCAGGUCCGGUCGCUCAAGGUGUUCCCCAUCGAGGCCAUCGUGCGCGGCUACAUCACCGGCAGCGCCUGGGCCGAGUACGAGCGCGCGGGCACGGUGCACGGACUCGGGCAGCCCGAGGGCCUCCGACGCUGCGACAGGUUCCCGGGCGGGCCCAUCUACACGCCCUCGACCAAGGCGCCGGCCGGCGGGUCGGACGAGAACAUCUCGCCGGACCGGGCGCGCGAGAUCGUCGGCGACCGCUACGCCGACCGGAUCCAGUCCCUCGCCCUCGCUCUGUACGGUGCCGCCCACGCCUACGCGCUCGAGCGCGGCAUCGUACUGGCCGACACCAAGUUCGAGUUCGGCCUCGACGAGGCCACGGACGACAUCGUCCUCGUCGACGAGGUCCUCACCCCGGACAGCUCCCGCUUCUGGCCGGCCCCCGUCCGCGUCGGCGUCGACCAGCCCAGCUUCGACAAGCAGUACGUCAGGCAGUACCUCAUCGACAACGGACUCAAGGGGAAGCAGGGCGUCUCCCUCCCAGACGACGUCGUCAGGGAGACGACCGCCAAGUACAGGGAGGUUUUUGAGAAGUUGACCGGUCGCUCGAUCGACGACGCUCUGGCUGAUCUGAAAUAG